Impatiens glandulifera is the source of this 1988-nucleotide messenger RNA. Its product is annotated as L-ascorbate oxidase homolog. The transcript has 8 exons. Lineage: Eukaryota; Viridiplantae; Streptophyta; Magnoliopsida; Ericales; Balsaminaceae. Gene Ontology annotation, molecular function: copper ion binding; oxidoreductase activity. The record is from RefSeq and is a predicted model, not a curated record. The coding region runs from base 144 to 1760 and encodes 538 amino acids.
UUUUGUCUUGUGGGUAACAGAGAGAAGACACGGAUAGUUCUUCCUUUUUACUUACACAUUCAUUCAUUCUUUCAUUCUUUAAUCUUUUUCUUGUUAAUUUCUGAUUAACAAGGCACAACUGUUCUUUUUCCUCUGUUGGAAUUAUGGGGAGAGUAUCGAUGUUACAUUUGAUAUUCUUUGUUUUGGCUUUCAUGAAUGUUUGUCUGGUGAAAGCAGAGAACUCUUAUUAUUAUCUCACUUGGACUGUCACUUAUGGGACUGCAUCUCCAUUGAAAACCCCUCAACAGGUCAUUCUUAUCAAUGGGCAAUUCCCUGGACCUAGAAUUGACACUGUUACCAAUGACAAUUUAAUCAUCAAUGUCAUUAACAAGCUAGAUCAACCUUUUCUCUUGACAUGGAAUGGAAUUAAGCAAAGGAAAAACUCAUGGCAAGAUGGGGUUUUGGGUACUAAUUGUCCUAUACCUCCAAAUUCAAAUUUCACCUACAAAUUUCAAACAAAGGAUCAGAUUGGAACCUACACGUAUUUUCCUUCAACCUUAAUGCACAAAGCGGCUGGAGGAUUCGGAGGACUUAAUGUAUAUGCGAGAUCUGUGAUCGUUGUACCAUAUGCUAGACCUGCAAAUGAUUUUACAUUACUCAUUGGUGAUUGGUACAAGGCCAGCCACAAGACUCUGCAAUAUAGAUUAGAUUCAGGAAGAUCACUUGGGUUUCCUGAUGGGCUCCUCAUAAAUGGGAGAACUCAUUCAACCUUCACUGGUGACCAAGGAAAGACCAUCAUGUUCAGAAUUUCAAAUGUGGGUUUAUCAGGCACAUUUAACUUCAGAAUUCAAGGCCAUGUCAUGAAGCUUGUUGAGGUUGAGGGCUCUCAUGUUCUUCAGAACACAUACAAUUCUCUCGAUGUUCAUGUAGGUCAAUCUGUUGCAGUUCUAGUCACUCUGGAUCAAGUCCCUAAAGAUUAUUACAUUGUUGCAUCUACUCGAUUCACAAGGAGAAUCCUCACAUCAAUUGCGGUUUUGCAUUACUCAAACUCCAAAACUCCUGUCUCGGGACCUCUUCCUCUCCCUCCCAGUUUCCAACUUCAUGGAUCUAUGCAGCAAGCAAGAACAUUCAGGUGGAAUUUGACCUCAAAUGCGGCCAGGCCUAAUCCUCAGGGUUCAUACCAUUAUGGAACCAUACCAAUUACAAGGACAUUAGUUUUGGCGAAUUCUCGACCUGUAAUCAAUGGUAAACGAAGAUAUGCUGUUAACAGAGUCUCUUUUGUACAUCCUGAUACUCCUCUUAAGCUUGCUGACCAUUUCAAUAUUUCCGGAGUCUUUAAUAUGGAUUCAAUCCAAAGUGUUCCAUCUGAAGGCCCUUCAUAUUUGGGAACUUCAGUUGUGAGCACAUCUCUCCAUAACUUUAUUGAAAUCGUGUUCCAGAACAAUGAAAAGCCAGUUCAAUCUUGGCAUUUGGACGGUUAUGAUUUCUGGGUUGUUGGUUAUGGUUCUGGACAGUGGACAGAAGCAAAAAGAAAAGGAUAUAAUCUUGUGGAUGCUACAACCAGGCACACUGUACAGGUAUUCCGGGACUCUUGGACGGCCAUAUUAGUAUCGAUGGACAACGAGGGAAUGUGGAAUUUGAGGUCUGCGAUAUGGGAAAGGCAGUAUUUGGGGCAACAGCUUUAUCUUCGGGUUUACAGCACUGAGCGUAGCCUUCACAAUGAAUACGACAUUCCUUCCAAUGUCUUGCUUUGUGGAAAAGCCAUAGGGCAUCAUCCUUGAAAACAAAAGUAGAACUGUGUUGAUUGGCAAUUCUUGGAAUUUUCUGUAAUUUGAUUUGGUUAUGAAAUAGCUGUAAGAACUAAGAAGGAAUAGAAAGAAAAAUAAAGGUUAUAAACUUUUAUAUAUAAACUAUUUCUUAAGCUAUGUAAUCAUCAAUUUGUAUAAUAGUAUGGUAUUCCAAAUAUGUACACCUCAAUGAAAUGAAGUUGUUCAUAUUGUUUUACUCAU